UGAAAAUCGGUAAGCCAUGUUGUUCGGAAAAUUCCUGCCUGAAAAUUUGCGAUGUUUUCUUCCUCACAAGUGAAGAAAUACGAUUUUGAAGAGGAAAGAAUCAACGGACAGUUUGCAAUUGAACGGCCAUGUGAAAUGGCUGCUCAAACUAGUUGUCGUGUGCAAUGCGUGAACUUAGGUCGCCCCAAAAUCUUUUUAAAAAUUAUGUACACGCCUAGAACGUGUAUGUAUUGAAGAAAGAAAGUUCUUUGAGGAAAGGGUUAUCGAAGUGACGCACAGUGCCCAAGACUGAGUGACUGUCAUAAAAGUUGGGCCUAAUUAGAGAAAGAAGCUGAAAAAGAAACAUGAGCACAUCAGGUGGUGAGCCUCACACUCUACUGAAUGCUCUCAAACCAAUGCUAGGUUCUUUAGGAGACAUCAAGACCCCUCAAGAAGUGGUACAAAUAAUAAGUUUAAUGCGAAAUGCAGAGAAGUUGAUGAGUCGCUGUAUCUACUUGAACAUCUUGAAGGCUACCAUUUCAUCUGCAAAGGAAAAUGAAACUGCAAGUGAAUCACUAGAAAAGUUUAUGAUUGUAGGAGGCUGGAAUAUAUUGAAUAGGUGGUUAGUUGAGGCAAAGAAAACUGAGAAUUUUCCUGUUCUAGUAGAACUACUGGAGGUCUUGAGAGAUCUCCCUGUGAAUAUAGACACUUUAAAACAAGGCAAUACUGGUAAGAUUAUCAAGCAUCUCACAAAGUUAGAAAAUCAAGAUGUCAAGAAGCUUGCUUCAGGAAUCGUUAAGCAGUGGAUGAGUCUUGUUAGAAAUCAGACAGGAACAUCAGAAAAAGGUGAUAAGCCCAAGCUGAACGGUUCUGCCAGUGGCGAUGAUCCUUUGCAAGGCUCUAAGCAGGCUGUUUCUUCAACUGAAGGGAAGCCUGCAAAGAGAAUGAGAGACAACAACUCAACAGAUUCAAACAGGUCACCUCAAGUUGAGAAGAAGAGUAAAACCCUGAGUGAAGUUAAAAGUGAUGUGAAGCAGAGCAUGGCACAAAAGAAUGUUUCUAAAACAAAAGUUAUCCCACCUCAGCCUAAACCUGUUGCCAUGGAGAGUGCAGGAUUCAUGAAUGCCUUAACAAUUGCAGCAUCUGCUGCCCCUGCACGAAAAAGAAAACGCGUGUCAACAGCUUCAAAGACUGGAACAACCAACACUUCAACUUCAGUAUCUCUGACCACAACUACCAAGCCGACAUAUACAGGAAUUCUUGAUGCCAUUUUGGACAGUCAGUCACAAACACAUGGCCAAGAGGAUGGAAGAGAAAAGGAAAAAGAAAACAAAGAUAAAGAAGCUGACAGUUCAAGCAAUAACAAGUCUGGUUCAUCUCCUAAUGGGUCACCUGAUGACACAUCUGCACCAAGUGGAGAUAUAGGAGAUUUUAGUAAAGGGUCAGAGUCAUCUGAAAAAGAAAAUUCCCCCAAUGCAGCAUCACAGGCAUCAACAGAUACAGUAGCAUCAGCAGUCGAUGAUGUAGAGGAGAAACCAGCAAAGAAGUCAAAGAAAGGCAAAAAAGUGACAUGGCCUGAUGAUGAUGCAAACCUUGCUAUCUUCCAUUACUUUGAGAUGGAUGAAGAUGAAAGAGCUUUGGUGAGACAUCCUGUGAACUUCCUUGAUGCAGCACAUAAUGAAAUGGUCAGGGAGAGACAGCUUGUGGAACAAGCCAAACGCUUGAGUGAAGACAUAAUGACUGAAAGAAUUAAGAAAACCAGAGAAGCUAGUAUACUGGCAGAUAUAUUUUUAACGAAGUCAAGUUUGCCUGACAGCCCUGCAGAACCUGAACCAGAUAACCAAAAAGGAAGUUCUGAAGAACCUAGGGUUAUACCACAUGAUGAGAAGGGGACCACUCAUGUGCCUGCCAAAGCUCCAGUUGUAUCUUCUAACAACAACAGCAGUGUACAGCUUCCACCAGCACUGAUGUCAUUGUUGUCAUCAGCGUCCUCAACUGCAGCGGGAUCAGUAUCUCAGGGAAGUGGUGACAGGGGACCUUAUAAUACAGUUCAAGCACUACUUGAUAAAAUAAUGAAGCCCACCCCACAGUCUAACUCGCCCAACAUGGCACCUGGUUCUCAGUCUCUCUCUCAAAAUGAGCCGGGGAGUUCUUCCUUGCCUCCAGCCCUCCAACAUAUCCUGGAACCUCUUCAGCAAAACAAAAUGGGUCCUCCACGCGUACAAGGACCCGGACAAGGUCACGGACCAGGACCCAUGCCUAGCAUGGGUCCAGGGGCUGGAUUGCUGGGUGCUGCACCAGGUGAUCCAAUGGGGAGUCUGAAUGUCUUUAGACCAUCCGGUCCCAUGGGUCCUAGAGGUGUACAAGGCCCACAUUUAAGACCUGAUAUGCCCCCGCAUUUUCAAGGCCCAGGAGGCCCCAGACAAGGACCCCCAAUUGGGCCGCUGUUUCCCAAUCCAGAGGGCCCCAUGAUGGGUCCUCGCAUGAGGGGACACAUGCCAAUGCGAAUGCAGGGCGGACCAGGUAUAGGAAGAGCCAUGCCAACAGGUCCUCGGCCUCUUUUACCAGAGAUGGCCCAACGAGACGACUUCCACUCGGACCAGUUCGACGAUGGAGGGGAGUAUGGUGACGAAGACGAAGAAGGCGAACCAGGAGACAUGAGCAUGCGUGGUAGGGGUCGAGGGAUGCCGCGUGGUCGUGCACGUGGAAGGGGACGAGGCAGAGGAACGCCUCCUGUCUGUCGACAUUUUGUGUCGAAACGAGGCUGCCUUAGAGGAAACACGUGUCACUUUUUGCAUCCUGGAGUAAAUGGACCUCCAGUUUGACAAUGAAUGAAAGAGCGUUGGAAGAUGGUGGCACUAGAUUCCUGGGAACAUGCUUUUCAUGAUGACAAUUACGUCAGGCAACAGGGGAUUAGACCAGAACUAUCUCUUGUGCAGAGCUUUUGUGCUCGGGCAUGACGUGGAAUUUACUGUUUUGUCUUCAAGUUACUAUAUAUAUUUUUGAUAAGAAACAAGUUUACCAAUGUUAUUUAAUAGGGGAUAAAAUACGGGUAAUGCUCCAAGUUUUCAUUUACAGUCGGCAGCGAGACGUAUGUUCUCGAGGUGGUAGAAGCACAGUAGAGGAAGGCUUUCUACCGAUCAAUUUAAGAAUGACAGUGAACACCGUUGAAGAAAACUCUUCCUAGCCGUGCGUGCCAAAUCAGGGAAACAAGCCCAGCAAGGAGGAAAAAAUACUAAAUUGUUUUUUCCUUUCUUAUAAAGCUCAAAGCUCUCUUGGUAUUGUUUGAAAUGGGGUCCAGCAAAUGAAACCAAUCUUUUUAGUGUGAUGGAGUAAGACAGAGAUAAAUAUUAAGUGAUUAUUAAUAUCUUGUGAUACUUGUGCGAUUUGUUUCCUUGAUUUGGUAUCAAUAUCCAAUGAUUUCUUCUCGCUGCCAAGCAGUAUUGGAUUGCACUUCGUAUUUUGACUCAAAUCGUCUUUUAUCCAUUCAUCUCCGUGGAAACUAGAGCGUAUUUUAUGACGAGCGUUCGUUAUUGAAAUUAUCUUUGUACAAAUUGUUUAAAGUGUGGAAACAGCGCAUGUAAAAUACUAGGUAGAAAUAAUUUUAAAGUGAUAUCUAUCAAGGAAUAUUUUGCGACAGAGCUAGAGAAUAAAUAUUUCGUAUCUUAGUCGGCCUGAGUUUCAGCAGAAACUAGGAGAUUCAACUUCAAAUUUGUAGCGUAAUCUCAAAGUGAUGCUGAUCCCAGGGAAACAGAUAUUGCGUUCUUGGCUAAGGUAGGAAUAACCCCAACGCAUUUAGUUUGCCUUUUCGCUCCAGCUGCAACGAAAGUUGUUUUGUCAUGGAUAUCCUCUCCUUCGUUUCGUGUCCUUAUAAUUUACCGUUAUUGUCUCCAUCUGAGUGAUAUAGCCAAUUGAUUGUGCAUACGACGAAGUUACUGACAACUUGAAAGACAGUAGAAAUCUACUCGUUUUUCAGCUGCACAUUCCAGUUUACCUUUGAGUUUAGCAAUGGCAAUGUCAACUUUAGGAAUUACCUCUCCUAAAAUAGUGCAUUUUUUCAGAAUGGACUCUACGGAGUUUCAACCCACUUAACCUUUAUCAAGCAAUUUUCUAAAGUGAGAUUUUACAGGAAGACAUAACUUGGUAAUCGGUAACUUAAUCGGUAUCUUGUGAUAAAAGGCGAAGCAGUUUUAAUAGUCCAGAUGUGGGUGAAAGACUGAAACAAUCGGUUCCGACCAUUCAACACAAUUGCAGUUAACUUAUCUGGAAACCUCCACACAUCUGGGGUUCGUUUGGGAUGCAUAACGUUUCAAAUACGAUCAUUUGUUAAGAUUCAUUUACUUUACUGCUCCACAAUGGCAAAAAGUGAAAAAGGAAUCUGUCAAGAGCCGGAUGGUACAAAGCGGUUACAGAUGGAUUGCGCAACCUUUAAAAUUCGUUGUGAAUACAAUUUACCAAUAUUCGAACAAUUCUAACUACGUAAUGAUUGGUGUUAAUUAAGGAGGUGAGAGUUCAAAAGAGAUUUCCUCGGUGCUAUUAACAGUAUUGACGAAAGUUGCUCUCACUUGUAUUUGGUUUAGUUGAUUGCCUCGCAACUUACCAUAUAAUUAUGUACCAAGGAAGAGAAUUGUGUAGCUAUCUUGGAAGUAAGCAACUUUCUUGGUUGCACGGCAAUAACAAAGAAAUAUAAAUGCCUAUUGAUAUUUGAUGGUUGAAGAGGAAUAAUGGUGCUAUCUUUUGGGUUUCUUUCACAUCCUUUAAUGAAAACUGCAACAUUCAUCAAAGGAAAUAAUUUGUUUAUGAUGAGAUAUGCGUGAGUACCAUUCGGGCGAAGAAGGCUGGUUAUUUCUCCAUUCUUCUACUUCCGGGUCAUUGCUAGGGUCUCACUAUAUCGCCAAUCGUUAUUCCUCUUCAGCCCUUUGAGAUUUAAUCAUGUUAAUGUUAAAAUUGAUAUUUGAUGUACACUUCUUCCAUUAAAGCUAAUUUUAACGAG
Molecule: messenger RNA, 4972 nt
Organism: Stylophora pistillata
Lineage: Eukaryota; Metazoa; Cnidaria; Anthozoa; Scleractinia; Pocilloporidae
Product: serine/threonine-protein phosphatase 1 regulatory subunit 10
Cellular component (GO): nucleus; PTW/PP1 phosphatase complex; chromatin
Molecular function (GO): metal ion binding; protein phosphatase 1 binding
Source: RefSeq, a predicted model, not a curated record